ACCACAUAAUUAUGUAUAAGUACAUUCUUCUGGUUAACCGUCGAAACUAUAAAUUUCCCUGCUCAAUUACAUACAGACCGACAUCUGGAAUUUUUCUAAGGCGAGGGGACGUCACUAGGGGAUGAAAUUGUAGGCAUUAUAGUUUAUGAUUGCUAUAAUGAUAAAUGAAUGCAUGUUAUUGCAUUUUGAAAGAAUAAACACGGCGAGUUUAAAUUUAAUAAAUAUUGGGUUAAGAAUUUCUUUGUGAUAUUAAAAUCCAGAACGCGUUGCUGACUGAAACUGGUUUAAAUAAUGAUAACGAUCAAUAAUAUUAAAUCAUAUAGAUUAACGAAGAAUAUACUGUAAUAAAUUGCAUAUCAUACAUACACACCAUAUGUGUUUAUAUUUGUUAUUGACACAAAACAAAAUUAAAUGCCCUUGCCCGAGUCGGAAAACCCAUGAAAAUGGCAUUGGAAUUUUAAUUGUUAUUUAAAGGAGAUACUCUUACAAUUGACUCAAUUUACAUAUUUCGUACGUCAUAUAUUAUAUACGGAUAUUGUUUAAACAUAAUUAAUUAUAUUAUUAUCCGUGCUAUAAAUAGGUUGUUUUUGGUAAACGUUUUUUUUUUCAUUUGUACGAUGUUACGCAUAGGCAAAACACGCAUACUAGUAUAAUAAUAAAGUAAAGGCACUGAUAUCACUUUCCUACUUUUUAUUGUAAUAGUAUAUCUAUCUGUAUAUGUUUACAUACAAGCACACACGAUGUCUAAGGAUAAUAUAAACCUGGAUCGGAUACUAGUAGAAGAAGUGGGUUGGGGAAAGUUUCAGAUCAAAGUGUUGGUGCUGUGUACUAUUGUGGCAUCGAUGGCGGGACUGCAGAUGUAUUCCUACUUGUUCACACUAACGAAGUCCAGAACAAGAUGUUUAAUUCCCGAAUGCGAGGAUACCACUGCCCCAGACGUAUUCUCUCCGCCUUGGAUCCUGGAAGCGGUGCCAAGAUCAGGCGACUCCUUCGAUAAUUGCCAUCGUUUUCCACCAAUACGAGUAAACACGUCAGUUUCUGUAUCGUGCGUGGAAACCUUGUUUGACAAGAACGCUUCGGUACAAUGCCAGGAGUAUGUUUAUGAGCAGAAAAAUUCGGCUUAUUUCGAGUUCAAUCUAGCCUGCGACGAUUUUCGACCAUAUCUAGUCGGGUCAGCCAGAAUUUUGGGCUUGAUGAUUUCUUUGCCUAUAAAAGGGUUUGUGGCUGACCGUUGGGGCCGGCGGCUGGCACUUGCCCUGACUGCCUUCAACCUGGCCUGGACUGGGACAUUGACAUGUGUUGCCGACUCCUAUACCAGCUACACUUUGUUAUCUUUUGUAGAAUAUCUUCUUGGAUCGUGUUCUUUUACGUGUGCUUAUAUUUUAGCUAUGGAAUACGCGCGAUCUAAAUAUCGAGUAGUAACUGGUGUCACCAUAAGUACUUGUGCCGCUGUGGGAGAAAUUAUUUUAGGUCUGAUAGCCUGGACAGAGCCUUAUUGGAGACAUUUGAUUCUUAUGAUCUACGUACCUCAACUAUUAUUUAUAAUUUACUUUUGGAUUGCGCCAGAAUCUAUUCGUUGGUUGAUGAGCAAAGGUCGCUAUGAUGAAUCUUUGGUCAUUUUAAAAAAAGCUGCUGAAAUGAACGGGAGUUCCAUAUCAGAAAAUACUAUGAAAUUAUUCUCGGAGACUAAAAAAGACAUUCUUGAAAAGAAAGAGAAACAUUCUUCAGAACCUUGGCUAGUGUGUUUAGUUUUCAAACAUAAGCCGAUAUUACUGCGUUGUUUAGUAACACCAAUGUGGUGGAUUACGGCUAGUUUAAUGCAUUAUGGCUUAACGAUUUCUGCUGUGGGGAUAUCUGGCAACAAAUAUCUGAACUUUAUAGCUGCAGUUGCUAUCCAGAUUCCAGGUGACUGGCUGUCUGUGUUGCUAAUGGAUAGAAUUGGUAGAAAAGCUUUAGUAAUGGCAGGAUUUUGGAUAAGUGGAGCUUGUCAAAUUGCGUUCAUAUUUACAUCCAGUAGAAAUUACUGGCUGUCUUUAUCAGUUUACCUGAUCGGCAAGAUGUGCAUCUCGUGCGUCGCGACAUCACUCUAUGUGUACACCGCCGAGAUGUAUCCAACGCGGUAUCGGGCCAGCUUUCUCGCUUACUCCUCCCUGAUGGGAAAAGUUGGAAGCAUCGUGGCGCCGCUUAUGCCUGGCUUAGGUGCCCAUACGUGGGAACAUCUCCCAUUCCUGAUUUUCGGUGUGAUGGCACUGGUUUCCGGGCUGCUGGUGCUGCUGGCUCCGGAGACCCUGGGCGCCACUCUGCCCGACACCAUGGAACAGGCAUCCCAGCUCGGGAAGGAUUCGUCCGUCCUGCGGUGCUUGAGGACGCUUGUGUUUAGAAGUAAAGUUUAUUCGAUAAGUUGA
Cydia splendana is the source of this 2405-nucleotide messenger RNA. RefSeq names its product organic cation transporter protein-like. Gene Ontology annotation, biological process: transmembrane transport. The coding region runs from base 741 to 2405 and encodes 554 amino acids. NCBI's taxonomy places the organism in Eukaryota, Metazoa, Arthropoda, Insecta, Lepidoptera, Tortricidae. The record is from RefSeq and is a predicted model, not a curated record. The transcript is spliced from 6 exons. Gene Ontology annotation, cellular component: membrane. Gene Ontology annotation, molecular function: transmembrane transporter activity.